UUUCAUAUAAACGUUUUAUAGCUUUCUUAGAUUUAAAACAUGGGAAUAGUUCUUGCCAAACUAUGGCGUAAACUUACCAGUAAAGAAGAGGUGAAAAUCGUGCUCGUCGGUUUAGAUAACGCGGGAAAAACGACAGUUUUGUAUAAAUUAUUAUUAGAUGAAGUGGUUGUAACAACACCAACUAUAGGUAGUAAUGUCGAGGAGAUCAUUUAUAAAAAUAUACAUUUCUUAAUGUGGGAUCUUGGAGGGCAAGAUUCUUUACGUGCAACAUGGAAAACUUAUUAUAUAAAAACAAAAGCUGUGAUUAUGGUCAUUGAUAGUACUGAUAAAGAUCGAAUACAUAUAUCGAGGACUGAAUUGCAUACAAUGAUGGAGGAUGAGAACCUCAAAAGUGCUGUACUAUUAGUUUUUGCAAAUAAACAAGAUAUGAAAGGAGCAUUAACUGCUGCACAGAUAUCUGAGGCCUUGAAUCUGACAAGUUUAAGAGAUCGCCAAUGGCAUAUACAGGCAUGUUGUGCACUAACUGGAGACGGUUUGUUUGAAGGACUAGAUUGGAUUGUAAGUCAAAUUGGUAAUACUUAGUUAGAUUACCUGUAGGAUUCUCCUUAAAUUAAUAACAAAGUGAAAUUAGAGAAUCAAUAAUUGAUUAUUUUUAGAAUUUACUUUUGAAAAAUAUUUUAAAUAAAUAAUUUAUAUGUAUUAUAUAUUUAUUUAUUUUA
Molecule: messenger RNA, 719 nt
Organism: Rhizophagus irregularis DAOM 181602=DAOM 197198
Lineage: Eukaryota; Fungi; Glomeromycota; Glomeromycetes; Glomerales; Glomeraceae
Biological process (GO): intracellular protein transport; vesicle-mediated transport; protein localization to Golgi membrane
Cellular component (GO): cytoplasm; trans-Golgi network
Molecular function (GO): GTP binding; GTPase activity
Source: RefSeq, a predicted model, not a curated record